AUGCCCUCUUUCCUCUCGUCCUCCCUCGCCCCCGCCGCGGCGCGCACUCAGCCGUUCGUCCUGCUGCAGAGCUCGACAGCGCAGUCUUGUGUCGAUGUGCUACGUUUCGCUGUACGCGAAGCGACGAGCAAGGCCGAUGGGUGUACCCUGCUGUUCUCUCUGCUUUACCCGCCCUCUGCUCUCGUCGAGCAGAACCAGUUGAGCCAUGAACGCCUGCAAAUCUUUGACUGGACCUCGCAAGUCCCAGGCUACUCCGAAAAAGAUUUUGAUGUCAAGUCGCAGAUGCUUGGAACCGUGCAGGAUGCACCACAAGGUCCAAUGACUAUCGUAGUCGAUUCUGGCGAUAUACUUCUCUCUGAUAUUGGAUCCCUGUCGAAGACAGAGCAGCUCCUCGCUUCCUUACUCUCCGUGGUGAAGUCUCGCAAAGGCUCUCGCUUAGUGAUACACCUCAACACACCCUCCCCUCUAACAUCAAUACUCACGCAAACUCGUUUCUGCUCGAGUUUCACACACAUCAUCGCCCACCCAACCGCCCUCAUCUCGCAUCUCGCAACCGCGUACCUCACCCCGCCCCCGCCACUAUCGCCCCCGGAAAAGUUUUGGCGCGUAUUCAACCCUAUCGCAGAGCGACAUUACGAGAGCGAGAAGCUUGUCUUCGGUUCGGACGGCGAGGGCAGCGGCGGCAGUGAGUUCGUGACGGAGUUGCUCACCCGCGGCGCCGAUGGGAGCGGACGUCGGAGGGGCGUCGAGAGGGCACUGGAGGGUUGGUCUGCAGGUGCACCGUGCGAGUUGAGCGCUUUGGGCGCACUCAAGGCGUUGUUCGUGAGACGGAUCGCUGAGGAGCAAGCGGCACCGGAUCCUACGCAGAACCUCUCCUUCAAUCUCAACCUCACGGACGAGCAGCAGAGAUCUCGUGCGCAAGUCCCGUUGCCAUACGCUCAUGAAGGGAAGCCGACCGAACAAACAACCGUGCCGCUACCCGCUGCGAUCCUUUAUGAUCCAGAUUCAGCAGACGAUCUGGACGAUGACGACCCAGACGAGGAUUUGGACAUAUAA
Molecule: messenger RNA, 1056 nt
Organism: Rhodofomes roseus
Lineage: Eukaryota; Fungi; Basidiomycota; Agaricomycetes; Polyporales; Fomitopsidaceae
Exons: 4
Coding region: 1-1056 (351 amino acids)
Biological process (GO): tRNA wobble uridine modification
Cellular component (GO): nucleus; elongator holoenzyme complex; cytosol
Molecular function (GO): tRNA binding
Source: RefSeq, a predicted model, not a curated record